Dermacentor andersoni is the source of this 3212-nucleotide messenger RNA. Its product is annotated as protein argonaute-2-like. The record is from RefSeq and is a predicted model, not a curated record. Gene Ontology annotation, molecular function: protein binding; RNA binding. NCBI's taxonomy places the organism in Eukaryota, Metazoa, Arthropoda, Arachnida, Ixodida, Ixodidae.
CGUGACGUACUUCCUGUCGCCAGUUUCCGCGGAGUGUCCGCUCUUGCUUUACACCUCGCCACGCAUGCGUUGCGGUGCGACGCGUUCUGCCGGUAGUCUUUAGUGUGUUCGCUGGACGAGUCAGCAACAUGAUGCCCGGUGAUGCUUCCAACAAUCGUCCACGCUAUGGCACCAGGGGCCGUGGACGAAUAGCGGCGCCCGGCGGAGCCGCGGCCCCACCCGCGGGUACCGCGCCCGGCUCGUUCGCACAAGCGCUUCAGCAGCGGGCGACGUCCCAGACGAGCCCCACUGCGACAACCGGCAACGGCUAUAACAAUGGUUUCGACAGUCCACGAGUGGAUGGCGGUGAUUCGGCGGGCAUCUCGCCCGCUUCUGUCUCACCAACUACACCACCACGCACCGGUGCUGACGGCACCACCUCGAGCCCGACUGGGUCGUCAAAUGACGAGAUGCAGAUCAUGGAGAUGGAACGGUCACUCCCUUCACACUUUCCGCGGCGACCCGCACACGGAAAGCUUGGACGGCAGAUUCAGUUGAUCGCCAAUCACUUCAACAUCGACAUCCCCGAUGGCAAUGUGUAUCACUAUGACGUGGAGAUCUACUCCGCGACCUCCGCGGGUGCCAAGGUACCUGAGCAGAAAAAAUACCGCUGCCUCAGCACCAAGAUCAACCGCAUAGUAAUAGAACUGCUUGUCGAGAAGUACAGACAAGACCUCUCCAACUGCAUACCGGCUUUCGACGGCCGCAAAAACCUGUACACGAGGCGCCAACUCCAUUUUCGUGAGCGGACGUUCUCCGUUGACCUGAACGAGGACCAGAGGAUCCAGAAGUUCGUCGUGAAGAUCCAGUACGCGGCCACAGUCAACUUGGACGCCCUGCACGCAGUUUACCAGAAUCGCGUCAACACCGUGCCCCAGGAGGUGUUGCAGGCCAUCGACAUCGUCUUGCGCCAUGGACCGUCCAUCAAGCUGACGCCCGUCGGGCGGUCUUUCUUCAAGGCACCACCGCCGCACGAGCUAAACGCGCUGGGCGGUGGCCGCGAGGUCUGGUUCGGCUACUACACGAGCGUGCGGGCGGCGCAGUGGAAGCCCAUGCUGAACGUUGACAUGUCGGCGACUGCCUUCUACGAGUGCCUGCCCGUCAUCAGCUUCAUGUGCAAGAUCUUCAGCGACAGUCGGCGCGAGAUGCAGCCCGCGGACUUCAAAACUCUUCGCGACUUCCACCACGCACGGCUCAACAAGGAGCUCAAGGGGCUGCGCGUCAAAGUCACACACCUGCCCUACCCGCGCAAGUACAAGGUUGUGCGAGUCACCAAGGAGUCGGCCAAGGAAAUCUUCUUCGACCAGGACGGGACGAGAACUUCCGUGGCCGAGUACUUCCAGAAACGUUACAGCCGCCUCUUGUACCCGCACUUUCCCUGCGUGCAGAGUGGAAGUGUCGAGCACCCAGUCUUCAUUCCCCUCGAGGUGUGCGAGCUGGUCGAGGGCCAGCACUGUCGCAAGAAGCUCGACGAGAACCAGACCGCUGAGAUGAUCAAGCGCACGGCCAAGCCACCGUUCAAGCGGUUCCAGGAAAUCCGGCAGUCGGUGCGCGACCUGGUGAACAGCACCGAGGAUUACCUACGCGAGUUCAACAUCAAGAUCAGCACCGACCCAAUCCAGCUCAAGGGUAGAGUGCUCGAGCCGCCGUCUCUGGUGUUCGAGAACAACUCCGUCAGCAAGCCGCGCGAGGGCACGUGGGAUCUUCGUGGCCAGCACUUUUACAAGCCAGCCACCAUGGACCACUGGACGUUGGUCAGUCUGAGCCGGUUCGCGCAGCGCGACCACAUUGAUAACUUCGUCAAGAUGCUUAUGCGCAUCGGCAUGGAACUGGGCAUGCGCAUCGAGCAGCCGAUCGAGAUCUCGGCGCCCGACCACAACCGGCGUUCCAUCCGCUCCAUCCUCGGAGAGCAGCAGAAGAAGCAUAGCAACCUGCAGAUGGUCGUCAUUGUGAUCGCCAAGACCACCAACUACGCCGAGAUCAAGCAGGUUGCGGAGACGGAGCUCGGGCUGCGCACUCAGUGCCUGCUGGAGAACAACGUGGUGAAGAAGUGCAACGUGGCGCUCGUGCAGAACCUGUGCCAAAAGAUCAACGCCAAGAUGGGCGGCACCAAUAACAGCCUGCUGGCUCAGGAGAAGCCCACGUUGUUCCAGAAGCCCGUCAUCAUCAUCGGCGCCGACGUUUCUCACCCGUCCCCCGGCGACAGGAUCCGGCCUUCGAUCGCCGCCUGUGUCGGGAGCCUCGACUCGAUCCCGUCCAAGUUCCAUGCCACCGUCCGCAUACAGAUGGAGCACGCCGAGGCCAAGGCGCGCGUCGAGAUCAUCAAGGAUCUCAAGGAGAUGAUGAAAGACAUGCUCAAGGCCUUCUUCCGUGCCACCAGGCACAAGCCAGAGCGCAUCAUCUUCUACCGCGACGGCGUCAGCGAGGGGCAAUUCCUUGAAGUGCGCAACCGCGAGGUGAGCGCCAUCCGGCUGGCGUGCCAGGAGCUGUCGCCCAACGAGUCGUACGAGCCGGCGCUCACCUUCAUCGUGGUGCAGAAACGUCACCACACGCGCUUCAUGCCGGCCAGCGACCGCGACGGAGUCGGCAAGUUCCGCAACGUGCCGCCGGGCACCACCGUCGACUCGGUGGUCACGCACCCACUGGACUUCGACUUCUUCCUCUGCAGCCACUUCGGCAUCCAGGGCACCAGCCGCCCUGCACACUACUACAUCGUCUGGGACGACUCGAGCUUCACCGCAGACGAGCUACAGAAGCUCAGCUACUACCUUUGCCACACGUACGCCCGGUGCGCACGUAGUGUCAGCAUCCCAGCACCCGUCUACUACGCGCACCUGGCCGCGUUCCGGGCCAAAAACCACAUCGUCAGCAAGGUAGACGUGUCCAGCUCUAGCAGCGACUCAUCUGGGGGCAGCGGGGACCACGUUGCCACCAGCCAGUAUGUCGAGGCUGUGCGGGUCCUGGAGGCGCUCCAGACCUCCAUGUACUUCGUCUGAGUUGCUGCUGUUGCCGCCCGGCAGUCUGCGAUUUGGUUUCUCCGAGUGAAGUUCUCUCCCGGAUUCUUCUGUGUGCAAGGCUGAAGACGUAAAACGUCGUUGUUGUUUUUGUUUUCUUUUUCUGUUGUUUUUCUGUUGCAACCAAGUCAGACGCAAUAAAGUUUUCCAAAACCAAAA